AUGGCGAUGGGCCGUGGCAGGUCAAGGACCUUUGCUGCCAGGCCUGGGGAAAGUUCUGAAACUGUAAAUGCUGGAAAUAAAGGUCUGCAUUUGACACCUCCCAUGAAACCUAAACCAAAUGUGUGCAUUGAGAGCAUGCCAUCAGAAGUAUUGCUGAAGAUAUUUUCCUAUUUGGAUGCUGUGUCUCUAUUGUCUGUUGGUUGUGUGAAUAAGCGCUUCUAUGAGCUGGCCAAUGACAACAGAGUUUGGAUGAAACUCUAUUCUGGUUCUUUGUGCCCAAAAUGGACCAUUUGGAAAAUGAAGUCUAAGCAAACAGAAACACUUUCUUUGGGCUGUGCUGCUGUAAAUGAUAAAAAGCCUGGGUACUGGAAGAAAGAAUACAUCUUCAAACAAACAUCGGUCUUCAAAACUAGAAUAAUGCGGCUUGUUAAAUUUCUAGAUCCUUAUACAGGUCUUCCAUGUAAAAACAAAGAAGCUAUGAAAGUCUCUGGCUUGUGUUGGAUAAUUGUUCUAAAAGACAAAAAUGGAAAAGAAUGUGUAGUAGAGAAGCCAAACCUAUCAUUUAAGGACACAUCUGUGACCAUACUUUGGUAUGGUACAGACUGGCCAUGUUUAAACAUCCUGUCAACCCUAAAACUGUUUGGAGUUACACCAUUGUUUCCUGACCAAAGCAGACCUCCCAACAAGAAUGGACCUCGUCGAUUUUCUUUGAUUGCUGAAUACCAUGUUGCUAACCUGACUGAAAAUAGCAUAGCAGUUGGUGCUGAUGAGCUUGUCCAGCUCUACAGUCUGAGUCCAGGAUUUUUAAUAGGAAUUUGGAAGGAGGAAAAUGAAAUUGCUUUUGUUAUGGCAAAUCUCCAUUAUAAUCAACUUCUUGAGAGAAGCAUUUUGGGUUCUGCUACUGUUCAAUAUGUUCCUCCACCUCAUAAACCUUUACUGGAUGAUACUGACUCAGAAUAUGGACUGCAUGACUACAGCCUGCAUCUUGAUCUGCAUGGCAGAAACUGCAUGUACCUGUGUGCAUCAUUCAAGUGCCUCUUCUGCAGAAAACGUGACAUUGAAAAUGGAUACCUGAGGCUCAGAGUUGUAAACUUAAAGGAUAAUAGGAAGCACUUGCCUGUUAUUGGGACACUUGGCAUAUGUUGGGAAACAGCUGUGUUUAAAGGCAAUGUAAAGGACUGCUUUGUGAUGGAUCUGACUCUCUUGGAUGAAACUGGAAAGCCCUUUUGGUGUUUUAGUGAUCCGGUCCGCAUGGAAUUGUCUACUGAGUCAUCUGGCCUUUAUGACUACAUGGGUCAUAUCUAUGCUGUAGACUAUUCAGAUAAAGAGGGUAAAGUAUGUCUUGAGAUUGUACGGUUGGAAGAAACCAAGGAAUAUAUUAUAGUCAGUUUGGUGCUUUAUGUAAGCACCAAGAAGGUAAAUAGCUGGUAUGGAACAAGCUACUGA
Messenger RNA from Cinclus cinclus, 1446 nucleotides. RefSeq names its product F-box protein 15 (gene FBXO15). NCBI's taxonomy places the organism in Eukaryota, Metazoa, Chordata, Aves, Passeriformes, Cinclidae. The coding region runs from base 1 to 1446 and encodes 481 amino acids. The transcript is spliced from 10 exons. The record is from RefSeq and is a predicted model, not a curated record. Gene Ontology annotation, molecular function: protein binding.